Messenger RNA from Hemicordylus capensis (graceful crag lizard), 1624 nucleotides. It is a transcript of the gene PSMC6, whose product is annotated as proteasome 26S subunit, ATPase 6. Bases 74 to 1243 code for a protein of 389 amino acids. Gene Ontology annotation, biological process: positive regulation of RNA polymerase II transcription preinitiation complex assembly. The record is from RefSeq and is a predicted model, not a curated record. Gene Ontology annotation, cellular component: cytosolic proteasome complex; proteasome regulatory particle, base subcomplex. Gene Ontology annotation, molecular function: proteasome-activating activity; ATP hydrolysis activity; ATP binding. The transcript has 14 exons. Lineage: Eukaryota; Metazoa; Chordata; Lepidosauria; Squamata; Cordylidae.
GAGCCCUUGCGCCGCGCCUGCGCAGUGGCCCGGCCCGGCGCCCUCGCUCAGCAGCAGCAGCCUCAUCAUCAUCAUGGCGGAGCCCCGAGACAAGGCGCUGCAGGACUACCGCAAGAAGCUGCUGGAGCACAAGGAGAUCGACGGGCGCCUCAAGGAGCUAAGAGAGCAGCUGAAGGAGCUUACCAAGCAGUAUGAAAAGUCUGAAAAUGAUCUCAAGGCUCUGCAGAGUGUUGGGCAGAUUGUUGGUGAGGUUCUUAAACAGUUAACAGAAGAGAAAUUCAUUGUCAAAGCUACAAACGGACCAAGGUAUGUCGUUGGCUGCCGUCGUCAGCUUGAUAAAAGUAAGCUAAAGCCUGGGACAAGAGUGGCGCUGGAUAUGACCACCCUGACGAUUAUGAGAUAUUUGCCAAGAGAAGUUGACCCUCUGGUUUAUAACAUGUCUCAUGAAGAUCCUGGAAAUGUAUCUUAUUCUGAGAUUGGAGGACUGUCGGAACAAAUUCGGGAGCUCAGAGAGGUUAUAGAGUUGCCGCUUACAAAUCCAGAAUUAUUCCAGCGUGUGGGGAUUAUCCCUCCCAAAGGUUGCUUGCUCUAUGGCCCACCAGGUACAGGGAAAACUCUGUUGGCCAGAGCGGUUGCCAGCCAGCUGGACUGCAAUUUCCUAAAGGUUGUGUCCAGUUCCAUUGUAGACAAAUACAUUGGCGAGAGCGCCCGGCUGAUCCGAGAGAUGUUCAACUAUGCCAGGGAUCACCAGCCCUGCAUCAUCUUCAUGGAUGAAAUUGAUGCAAUUGGUGGUCGUCGUUUUUCCGAGGGGACUUCAGCUGACAGAGAGAUUCAGAGAACUCUAAUGGAGUUACUGAAUCAAAUGGAUGGAUUUGACACGCUGCAUAGAGUUAAAAUGAUCAUGGCUACAAAUAGACCAGAUACCUUAGAUCCAGCAUUGUUGCGUCCUGGGAGACUGGACAGAAAAAUCCAUAUUGACUUGCCAAAUGAACAAGCCAGAUUAGACAUCCUGAAGAUCCAUGCUGGACCUAUAACUAAACAUGGUGAAAUAGAUUAUGAAGCAAUUGUGAAGCUUUCUGAUGGCUUUAAUGGUGCCGACCUGAGAAAUGUUUGUACUGAAGCAGGUAUGUUUGCCAUUCGGGCUGAUCAUGACUAUGUAGUGCAAGAAGACUUCAUGAAGGCCGUUAGGAAAGUUGCGGAUUCCAAGAAGCUGGAGUCUAAGUUGGACUACAAACCUGUCUAAAUGGACCCCCGUGGUAAAAGGCUGGCUGACUGCAUGGGAGAUCUGGGGCUUCGUAGGUGAAAUGAGAAACAAAAGUAUCCCUUGAUUGUGUUUAUUGCAAGUGUCCGUAUUACAUCGGUGAGCUGAGCUAGCCCGCUGUUAAUGUAGUUCUGAGCCUGCUGCAGAGAGCAUGUUGCAUUCUGAAAAUGGCUCUGAGCCCCCACAUGGCCUUCAUUGCAAUCCCACUUAAGUGCAGAGUAAAACAUGUUCUCGUAUGGUGACUUUAUAAGCAUACCAAACUGGCAUCAUUUGGAAGAUUUUAUGACUGUGUAUUUCUUAUUUUAUAUCAUUUAAUACAUUUUCCUUCCUUUAAACAGUUAAAUAAAACUUGUUUAAAUCCAG